Molecule: messenger RNA, 422 nt
Organism: Cladocopium goreaui
Lineage: Eukaryota; Dinophyceae; Suessiales; Symbiodiniaceae
Source: the annotation of a GenBank genome assembly
GGCACUUCUAGGCUGCGUGGACGUGGAAGCGUGCUGGAGUCAGAGCGAGUACGCCAGUGUCCUGAAGAAGAACCCUGAUAUGCCGCAGGAGGAGAGCGAAAGCGACUUCAUCUUCUGGUGUUUGAGACCACGACGUUUGUUGGUGCCAUUGAAGAUGGGUGGCGACCACAAGAUUUGGAGAUUGGAGAAGUCGUCCCUGGCUCCAGCUCAGCGCGGCUUGCAACCCGUGCGAUGGCCCAAACCCCUCGACGACGAAAAGUCCAUGGCAUCGCCGGCGAUCGAGAAGACAGGAGCUACGGCCGCCAAAUGACCGCCGCUAGGCCCAGCUAUUUCCUGAAGCGAAACAAAUGUUUCCUGGAAAGUUCCCCGAAACCACCAGAAUCAUCCUGGCACCAAGCACGUUGGAUGCUCGUCCCUACUUG